CCCGUGCGUUCUUUCGCUCUUUGGCCCCUUUCGUGCUUCACUCUUCUAUCUCUCACCACAUGGCUGCCUUGUCUGGCCAUGAUCGCCAAUUCAGAGCCAGGAUCUUUCACUGGGUUUAUCGUGGGUCCAAUUCCCCUCACACCUCCCUCUAAUUGCAACGUCAAAUGA
This is a messenger RNA of Suhomyces tanzawaensis NRRL Y-17324, 168 nucleotides long. RefSeq lists its product as uncharacterized. The transcript has a single exon. Lineage: Eukaryota; Fungi; Ascomycota; Pichiomycetes; Serinales; Debaryomycetaceae. The annotation marks the transcript as partial. The record is from RefSeq and is a predicted model, not a curated record.